Messenger RNA from Neospora caninum, 585 nucleotides. RefSeq lists its product as hypothetical. The coding region runs from base 1 to 585 and encodes 194 amino acids. The record is from RefSeq and is a predicted model, not a curated record. Lineage: Eukaryota; Apicomplexa; Conoidasida; Eucoccidiorida; Sarcocystidae. The transcript is spliced from 5 exons.
AUGGAUUCCGAAGUCUUCGGACAGGUUUCUCCUGUCCCAGCUGAGGAGCUGGACAUGCUGAAGAUGAUCUUGACGCCCUACGAGGGAAAAAUCAUUAAACACACGCCGGAAACGGAAUCAGCAGUUGUGUUUUUUCCAAACAGAGAAGCGCUGGAGGCUUUGAAGGAUAUCCCGAGUUACAAAACUGUCGAGAUUCCACGCCCACAAGACGAGACGCCCCAGUCCCCCGCUCCUGAACCUGCAGAGGAGGAGAAGAUUCCAGAAGGCGAAGAAGCGCAGAAGGAUCCGGCGGCGGCCGCUGGCGAGGCGGGUGGAGAGCACGGCGAGGAAGAGGCGACGCCCGUCGAAGACGAGGUGGACCAAACCGUCGCACAGAAUGUAGUUCCCGAGGCGACAGCGCAUGCGGCAGAACAGACUCCUCGACCGCAGACCGCCGUCGAGACACCCGCCGUCGAGGGUGUGAAGAGGAAACCGCUUCCGGCGAAUGAUGUGUUUUACCUUUUUGGAGACGAAAACAUCGUCGUGCCGACAUGGUGCAUCUUUCUCCUCGCCUACUCCGUCCUCGCCGUCUUCGGCGUCUGCUGA